AUGAAAACGUUCACACAUGUGUGGCUGGUUAUAACUCUAAUUUGCUCCAGCAAAGCAAUGGCGCACAAUUAUACUACACAAGCUGUUGAUUUGGUGCAGCGUGUGUACGAAAGAAUGUCACAAGAAUCAGUGCAAAUAAACGACAUUUUGUACAUUAAUGUGCUUGAAACAAUCAGAGGGUUAAGUGGAUUGGAGAUUGGAAAUUUUCUGACCAUACUAAAGAAGCAAAAGGCCAUGUAUCGCUUUUACAGACAUACAGACCUAGCAAUUCUGAUUAGUAAGAUGAUGAGGGGAGAGAUUGAUGUUCUAUUGAAUCCAUUGAUAUUAAGCAUCGAUUAUGUAGAAAGAGUGUACUGGAAGGAUUUCACUUACUUUUGCAUUACUUUUCCGCGCCGUUAUGAACGAAUGCACAUUCAAUUGCUACUUUCACCGUUUCAAUGGCACAUCUGGAUGGUAAUCGUUUUUAUCAUUCUGGUGGUAAAGGUGUUAUGUGUUCUUUUCCCCAAACGUUUACAUCGCAAUCUAAUUUUGAAAUGCUUCUUUGGCGGAGGAGUCUCCGAACACGUUUUAACGACAGACAACCGAUUAAUUGUCUGUUCGGUGUGUGUUUUGAUAUUUCUGCUCACAGAAACCUACCAAGCAAUAUUACUUUCUCUUAUGUCGGCGGAUCCAUUCGUGAAAAAUCCUCAGACCGUAGAAGAAGUUAUUGCACAACAGCAACCAAUAUUCAUUUUGAAAGGUAUGAAAGGCGAAUAUCAAACAGAAUUACGAAAGCUAAUACAGGAGCUGAAUAUGAUGUAUGUUUCUGUUGUAGAGCAAAACGUAACGAUAACAAAUUGCGAUUUGGGGUACUAUCUGAACCACCAGGGUGGGAAAAGUGUAUCAGAAUUGAUAAUAAUUCAACCGCCUUUGUUUAAUAGGCAUAAGUUCAUCGUAUUUAGUUAUAUGAGUCCUGCCACUAGAGCUUAUGAGCUUAUGAUGAGUAGAAUGGUAGAGGUUGGUAUCUACCAGUAUGAGAAAAAGGCACAUUUUCCAAAACGGAUCUACGAACAGCGCGAGCAAACAUUUAACGAUAUGAUUGUCUUGCCAGAAGAUCUUGUACCUGUUUGGGAACUUUUGGGAACUGGGUUAUGCGACAUUGAAUGA
Anopheles aquasalis is the source of this 1146-nucleotide messenger RNA. RefSeq lists its product as uncharacterized. The record is from RefSeq and is a predicted model, not a curated record. Lineage: Eukaryota; Metazoa; Arthropoda; Insecta; Diptera; Culicidae.